AUGACAUCUCCCUUCGGACCCCGACUAUUGAACAAAGUCUGCAUCGUGACAGGCUCCUCCUCCGGUCUAGGCCGCGCAAUAGCACUGGGCUACGCCCACGAAGGAGCACACCUCGUCUGUGCCGAUCUCCACCAGAAUGCUCGUGCCGACAUCAACGGGGAGGACAACAUCAGCACGGAUGAGUUGAUCAGAUCCAAGGGCGGUCAGGCCAUCUUUGUUGAAACGGAUGUUAGUAAGGCCGAUGCUGUUGAGAGGCUUGUUACGAGGGCUGUGAUCCAAUUUGGUCGUAUUGACGUACUGGUAAACAAUGCAGGUAUCUCCAUCGAAGCGGGCAAAAAGCCUUGUAGAAUCCAUGAAACUCCAGAAGAGUGGUGGGACUUGACGAUUGCUGUUAAUCUCAAGUCUAUCUUUCUGACAAGCAAGUACACCAUUGCGCAGAUGCUCAAGCAGGAAAAGUCCGAGUCUGGAGAUCGAGGCUGGAUCAUUAACAUCUCGUCCAUCUUUGGCGAAGUGGGAGGAUACACCAUCCCUUCAUACUCUGCUUCGAAGGGCGGCGUGUCGAAUUUGACUCGCAACGUAGCUCUGGAUUACGCGAGGGAUGGCAUUCACUGCAACGCCAUCUGCCCGGGCUAUACGGAGACGGCCAUCUUUGCGGAUACGACCAAGAUCCACGAUGCGGAUGCUAUCAGAGCGAAACAUCCGCUUCAUGGAACUGGUACGCCCAAGGAUUUGGUGGGCGCUGCUGUGUUUCUUGCGAGCCAGGAGGCUAGAUGGAUUACAGGUGUGUGUCUGCCAGUUGAUGGCGGUUACACGGCACAGUGA
Fusarium sp. VM40 is the source of this 822-nucleotide messenger RNA. The record is from the annotation of a GenBank genome assembly. Lineage: Eukaryota; Fungi; Ascomycota; Sordariomycetes; Hypocreales; Nectriaceae.